AUAGCCGCUCCAGCAAGAAAGGUGAAGUAACAAAUCCAAGUUACUAGAGAUAGUAAGAGAGAGAGAGAGAGAGAGAGAGAACCUGUAUGUAAGAAGUACCAAACGAAAGGAAUAACGAAUAUAAUAUAUAUAUAUAUAUUUGUAGAGAGAGAGAGAGAAGUGGUGAAAUGGCGACCAAAUUUCUGUCACUGGCGUGUAUUCGGGAUGAGAGUCGGAGAGAUCUAUCGCCGAGACCUCACUAUCCGUCGAUGCCGAAGUAUCCGAAAGGCGUGUCGGCGGACGACGAGAAGAAGAUGGAAGGAUCGGAGGUGACGGCGUUGUUCUCCGUCAUCGGAAUGACGUGCUCGGCCUGUGCUGCUUCCGUCGAGAAGUCGGUCAAGCGGCUUCCGGGGAUAAAGCAGGCCGUGGUUGAUGUGUUGAAUAACAGAGCUCAGGUCAUGUUCUAUCCCAGCUAUGUCAAUGAAGAAACAAUCCGUGAGACCAUUGAAGAUGUUGGAUUUCAGGCAACAUUGAUUAAAGAAGACAUGAAUGAGAAAUCUACAUGCCGAAUCAGCAUAACAGGGAUGACUUGCACUUCUUGCUCCACAACUGUUGAAUCUGCUUUGCAGGGAAUUCCUGGCGUACAAAAAGCCCGAGUUGCAUUGGCAACUGAAGAAGCAGAAAUUAGUUUUGAUCCAAAGAUGGUGAAUUACAAUAAGCUUUUGGAAGCCAUAGAAGAUACUGGAUUUGGUGCCAUACUGAUUAGCACUGGGGAAGAUAGGAACAAAAUACACUUAAAAAUUGAUGGAGUACGGACUGAUCAUUCCAUGAGAAUAAUUGAAAAUUCUCUUCAAGCACUUCCAGGAGUUCAAGAUAUAGACAUUGAUCAUGAGCUUAAAAAGUUCUCCAUUUCUUAUAAACCAGAAGUUACAGGACCUAGAAAUUUUAUUCAGGUGGUUGAUAGAACUGGAUCUGGGCGUUACUCGGCAGCUAUAUAUCCUGAAGGAGGAGGAAAAGAAUCCCGUGGACAGCAAGAAAUUAAGCAAUACUACAUGUCCUUUCUUUGGAGUUUGGUUUUCACAGUUCCAGUUUUUUUAGCCUCUAUGGUCUUUCAUAUGUAUCUGAAAACAAAAGUUGUCAAUAUGCUGACGGAUGGAGAGAUUAUAAGGUGGGUGCUAUCCACUCCAGUACAGUUCAUUAUUGGAAGACGAUUCUACACUGGUUCAUACAAAGCACUGCGCCAUGGCUCUGCUAAUAUGGAUGUUUUAAUCGCUUUGGGAACAAAUGCAGCCUACUUCUAUUCAGUUUAUUCCGUGUUAAGAGCUGCAACUUCUCCAAAUUUUAAGGGCACAGAUUUCUUUGAGACUAGUGCAAUGCUCAUUUCUUUUAUACUACUUGGCAAGUAUUUGGAGGUUUUGGCCAAGGGAAAGACAUCAGCGGCAAUUGCCAAGCUUAUGGACUUGGCUCCGGAGACAGCAACACUCUUAACUCUCAAUGAUGAAGGAAAUGUGAUAAGUGAAGAAGAAAUAGAUAGUCGGUUGAUACAAAAAAAUGAUGUGAUUAAAAUUAUUCCUGGUGCAAAAGUAGCUUCAGAUGGUUUUGUCAUUUGGGGGCAAAGCCAUGUAAAUGAGAGCAUGAUAACUGGGGAAGCCAGACCAGUGGCAAAGAGAAAGGGUGAUGCAGUGAUUGGAGGCACUGUAAACGAGAACGGGGUAUUACAUAUUAAGGCAACACGCGUUGGAUCAGAGAGUGCUCUGGCACAGAUUGUUCGGCUUGUUGAAUCAGCACAGAUGGCUAAAGCUCCCGUGCAAAAAUUUGCUGAUCAAAUCUCCAAAUAUUUUGUUCCUCUGGUUAUAACUCUCUCGCUUUCCACAUGGCUCGCCUGGUUUUUAGCUGGAAAGUUCAAUGCCUACCCAAAAUCCUGGAUACCUUCUUCCAUGGACAGUUUUCAGCUUGCACUCCAGUUUGGCAUCUCUGUCAUGGUCAUAGCCUGCCCAUGUGCUCUUGGCCUCGCCACUCCUACUGCUGUCAUGGUUGGCACUGGAGUGGGUGCUACUCAAGGUGUUCUUAUCAAAGGAGGUCAGGCACUAGAAAGUGCUCAUAAGGUGAAUUGCAUUAUAUUUGACAAGACUGGGACUCUGACAAUUGGCAAGCCAGUGGUUGUUAACACAAGGCUCUUGAAAAAUAUGGUACUUCGAGACUUCUAUGAACUGGUCUCUGCAGCUGAGGUAAACAGUGAGCAUCCCUUGGCUAAGGCUGUUGUUGAGUAUGGCAAGAAAUUUAAAGAUGAAGAGAAUCCUGUCUGGCCAGAAGCUCGAGACUUUGAAUCCAUAACUGGUCACGGUGUUAAGGCUGUUGUUCGGAACAAGGAAAUACUAGUGGGAAACAAGAGCAUGAUGUUGAACCACAACAUUGCCAUUCCAAUUGAUGCUGAAGAAAUGCUUGCAGAAACUGAAGAGUCAGCUCAGACAGGAAUUCUUGUAGCUAUAGAUGGGGAAUUGACAGGAGUUGUAGCCAUUUCUGAUCCAUUGAAGCCUACUGCUCAGGAAGUCAUUUCCAUUCUCAAGUCUAUGAAAAUCAAGAGCAUAAUGGUGACAGGUGACAAUUGGGGAACUGCAAAUUCCAUUGCCAAGGAAGUUGGAAUUGACACUGUCAUUGCACAAGCCAAGCCUGAAGAUAAAGCAGCGAAAGUGAAGGAAUUUCAGGCAGCAGGCGAUAUUGUGGCAAUGGUAGGAGAUGGGAUUAAUGACUCGCCAGCACUCGUGGCUGCAGACGUUGGAAUGGCAAUUGGUGCGGGCACAGACAUUGCCAUUGAAGCAGCUGACAUUGUUCUCAUGAAGAGCAAUUUGGAGGAUGUGAUAACUGCCAUCGACCUCUCGAGGAAAACCUUUUCCAGGAUCCGUUUGAACUACAUUUGGGCAUUGGGUUAUAACAUCCUUGGCAUCCCCAUUGCUGCUGGGGCUCUCUUCCCAUCAACCGGCUUACGAUUACCCCCAUGGAUUGCUGGAGCUGCAAUGGCAGCCUCUUCAGUUAGUGUUGUGUGCUGUUCUCUCUUGUUGAAGAAUUACAGAAGACCCAAGAAGCUGGAGAAGCUUGAGAUAAGAGGAAUAACAGUUGAGUGAAUGAUUGUUGUGUCUUAUCUCAAAGUUGUCCAGCCGAAUGAUUGUGAUUGUUAAAAUUCAGCAUUUUGUAGAUCCAUGUAGUACUAAAGUUUGUCUAUGAUCAAGUAAUAGGUCAAUGAAUAUUGUAUAAAAGGGGUGUUGUUUGCUUUCUACUUAUGUAUAUAUAAUUGUUUUGAUCUUUA
This is a messenger RNA of Cornus florida, 3283 nucleotides long. RefSeq names its product probable copper-transporting ATPase HMA5. Gene Ontology annotation, cellular component: membrane. NCBI's taxonomy places the organism in Eukaryota, Viridiplantae, Streptophyta, Magnoliopsida, Cornales, Cornaceae. Gene Ontology annotation, biological process: monoatomic cation transport. The transcript has 6 exons. Gene Ontology annotation, molecular function: ATP hydrolysis activity; ATP binding; copper ion binding. The coding region runs from base 168 to 3101 and encodes 977 amino acids. The record is from RefSeq and is a predicted model, not a curated record.